GGUGCUUACGUCUUGGCACUUACACCAAUAAUCAUUUGUCCCACAAUGUCAUGAUCUUAAAUCCGUGAGCAAAGUGAAAGUUUUAAAUUGGAGUCCAAUCAUUGGAUGCAUAUUAUUAUUUAUUAUCCAAAUACUAUAAAACAUUGUGUACCUAUUUGUUUGCUUUUUUUUUUUUUAAUUUAAGCGUUCAAAUUAGUAAUUACCAAUUUUAAAUUUUGAAUUUUGUAGUAUCUUUUACUAGUUAUCACAAAUCACCUUUGCAAUAUUAUACUUAAAACAUUACGAUUAGCAAUAUUUUAACAAAUUGUUUAGUAUUGAGUUAAAUAAAACAUAAACAAAAGUAAAAUCCAUUACUAAUAUUUACUUACACAAUAUUAUUUACGCGUUGUUCAUAUAAUUUACCAUGUUUUUAGGAACCUCUAGUUUCCAAAAAGGAAUCUUAUUUUUUCGAAAUAUAUCAAAAAUUAGUGCAAUGUCUCAAUAUCAUACACUAAAAAUUGAAAAUUCUAAAGAAUUUGUUUAUAGUGUCCAAUUAAAUAGACCAGAAAAAGCUAAUGCAAUGAACAAAACAAUGUGGCUGGAAAUAGGAAAAUGUUUUAAUGAAUUAAACGAGAACACAGACUGCCGGGUAAUUGUUCUUUCAGCUAAUGGAAAAUAUUUCACUUCAGGAAUUGAUUUAUUUGACCUAAUGAAUCUUGGCCAAGAGGUUGCAAAUCAUGAUGACAUUGCAAGAAAAUCAAAAGUUUUACGGUGUUUUAUUAAGACAUAUCAAGAUUGUCUCACCGCUAUUGAAAAAUGUGAUAAACCUGUGUUGACUGCUAUUCAUAAUGGAUGCAUUGGUGGUGGAGUUGAUCUAGUUUCAGCUGCAGAUAUACGAUAUUGCACAGAUGAUGCUUGGUUUCAACUUAAAGAAACCGAAAUUGGAAUGGCAGCAGAUGUUGGUACACUGCAAAGGAUGCAAAAAAGUAUUGGAAGUAUGAGUACAUUCAAUGAAUUAGCAUUUACUGCUCGUAAAUUUCACUCUAAAGAAGCCAAAAGUAUUGGUUUUGUGACUCAAGUUUAUGACACUAAAGAAAGUAUGUUAGAAAAUGUUAUGAACAUUGCUUCGAACAUAGCCAGCAAAAGUCCAGUAGGAGUCCAAAUGACUAAAAGAAGCAUAAUCUAUUCACGAGAUCAUACCGUCCAAGAAGGAUUGGAUCAUAUUGCAGACUGGAAUCAAACAUUAUUACAAAGUGAAGAUUUCAUUAAAGCGUCAAUGGCUGUUGCUACAAAGGAUAAAAACCCAAUAUUUUCAAAACUAUAAUUAAAUAUUUUAGUAUACUAAAUUUUGGACAUGAAUCAAUUGCUCUCACUCAAAAUUUUAUAUUUACUGUUGAUUUAAAAUUUGAUUUAAAACAACAACCAAUGGUACCAUCCAAUAUUUAGAUUAAUUAAACUGUGGUUACACAUUCAAAGGAAACAAUAUCGUAAAAUUUUUAUAUAAUAUUAUGUCUACUAUAUUCCAUUUAAUUUUACCCACUCGACCAAAGAUAUCCGAAUGUUCCGGAUAUGCACAAAAGUGGCUAAUCUUAAAUGGAAUUAAGUAUAGUAGAUAAUAUAGUAAAUUGUAUUAUUAGAGCUACAAAUAAUGAUAAUUGAGUAUAAUUUUAAAAAAAAAACAUUUAAUUAGAAUAACACAGAGGGCAAUUGAUACCAUAAAUAAAAAACUGUUUAAAUAAAUAACAACAUGUUUUUAAAUGUAUAGUUUAUUUUAAGUUUAUAUUAUAUUUAAUACAUUUAUGUGUGACAAUAUAUUUAAAAGUAAUAUAUUUAUAUAUAUAAGUUAC
This is a messenger RNA of Acyrthosiphon pisum (pea aphid), 1826 nucleotides long. RefSeq names its product delta(3,5)-Delta(2,4)-dienoyl-CoA isomerase, mitochondrial. The transcript has 8 exons. NCBI's taxonomy places the organism in Eukaryota, Metazoa, Arthropoda, Insecta, Hemiptera, Aphididae. The record is from RefSeq and is a predicted model, not a curated record. Gene Ontology annotation, molecular function: delta(3,5)-delta(2,4)-dienoyl-CoA isomerase activity. Gene Ontology annotation, cellular component: mitochondrion. The coding region runs from base 404 to 1303 and encodes 299 amino acids.